Messenger RNA from Leptonychotes weddellii (Weddell seal), 1794 nucleotides. The record is from RefSeq and is a predicted model, not a curated record. NCBI's taxonomy places the organism in Eukaryota, Metazoa, Chordata, Mammalia, Carnivora, Phocidae.
UCAUCUGUUGAUGGACAUUUGGCUUAUUUCCAGCUUUUGAUUAUUGUGAAUAAUGCCUCUGAACAUUGAUAUACAGGUAUCUGUUUGAGUCCCUGCUUCAAUUCCUUUGUGCAUAUACCCAGAAGUAGAAUUUCUGGAUCAUAUUGGUUGUUUGUGUCUUAAGACAGUGGUAUGUUUUAUUGUGUCAAACUCAAAAGGGUUGCUGAGAAGAAAAGCUUCAAAGCAUACAGUUGGCUCAAAAACAUAUGAGCUUCAUCCACUUGGGGUCAAGCCGCAUUUGACAGGGUGGAUUCAGAGCUUCCUUACGCAAACCUGUGAAGUAUAAAAGCCACAUCUAUGCUUAGUUAACUUUCAAGAGGCAAUAGUAGUUUUUCUUAGAGUUGCCCUCAUGGAGGGAAGUCUAGGUGCAGUUUGUGAGCUUUAAGCUAAAGUUUUUCAAGUGCUUAUCAUGGGUAGAUGUUUUGAGUCUUCUAAACUUUGUGGUUUUAAAAAACAUUACAAAUAAAUAUUUUAGCUUCUCUGAGGUUUUUAGUAGACCCUUUCAGUUCUAAAAAUUUGUGAUUGGCAUGUGAUAUGUAAUGAGCAGCUAUCCUCACUAAUUUGCUAUGCAUUCAUUUAAAUUUCCUCCAGAACUUUAGAUUGUUGUGUUUUGUUUUCUUUUUACCAAACAGGAUUUGCCCAAUAACAUGAUCCAUCAGGUGCCAAUUAAAUCACUCCCUCAAGAGUGGCUUUGGUGUGAAACAUGGUGUGAUGAUGCCUCUAAGAAAAGGGCAAAAACGAUAGAUUUGUGUAAUAAUCCAAUGACCAAAGAGCCUAAGCUGGAAGCAGCUGUUCGAAUUGUCCCAGAGUGGCAGGACUACGACCAGGAGAUCAAGCAGCUACAGACCCGCUUCCAGAGGGAGAAAGAGAUGGGAAUGCUGGACAAGGAGAAGACAACACAAGAGUCACGCUGGGAAGGACCUCAGAAACGAGAAGAGUUAUGAUCUUCAUUCACAAGAGGAUAGGAAAUUACACCAUUUGAAAAACACUUUUUAUAUUAAAUGCUAGUUUUUUCUGAUCUGUCUUUACAACUGCUGAUAAACUGGCUGGGCAGGUGUGCCACACCUUUUGAUUCUGAGCAUUUGAUUUUGACUUCUGCGCACCAGUGGGCUCUGGAUCUUUGGAGUUAAGGCUCUAUUGGAUUUGUACCUCAGAGGAAGACAAGUGGCUGAUCUUUUGAGACUCUGUAAAGAGCAAUCUUCUAACCAGAAGGGAAAAUGGCAAAGGCAACUGGAAGGAAAUGAGUCCUGUGGUGCCCACACCCAAGAGCACAUACAUGCUGUACCGCCACAGGAAGCCAACCAGCUAGAGCCACCAUGUUCUUCCUUACCUCAGUUUACUGGCAGCGGAACUCAGUCUGCAGCCUGCGCUUUGGUGGCAGAAGCUUCUGUGUGGCAGAAGCCUUGUCCAAGGUCCACACACCUUGAAGUUUAUGCCAGUGUGCUCCUGUGUCCUUUUGUUCUCUUCCCCAGCAUUAGGUUCAUUGUCGAAUUGAAACCCAACCAACAAUCAUGUGUCUUCGGGGUUGGCUUGUGGCAAAUUAAUUUGGGGAACAGGAUGGGUGGGUUGGGGUGAGGGUAGGGAAAAUACCAGGAGUAGGAGGACUCUGAGGUGUUUGGGGGGGAGGUGAGGAAGACAGAAAUUGGCCAUUCUCUUUUAUAAACCAUUAGUACCAUGUGACUAAUUUGAAAUGAAAACGAUUCUUAUUCCCCACCCAGCCCCAGUAAACUUUUUAGGUAAUUGUUUUGUAAACAA